Penaeus monodon (black tiger shrimp) is the source of this 2656-nucleotide messenger RNA. RefSeq names its product EF-hand calcium-binding domain-containing protein 7-like. The record is from RefSeq and is a predicted model, not a curated record. Gene Ontology annotation, molecular function: calcium ion binding. Lineage: Eukaryota; Metazoa; Arthropoda; Malacostraca; Decapoda; Penaeidae.
CGGUAUGUUCAUCUACCUGGUGUUUUUCUUUGAGUAGACGCCCGGAGCCUAAUACCCAGCCCCCUCGGCGUGGUAGCAGCGAGACUAACCCUUAUUGAUUGGCACGAGGGGGAGGAGGAGGAGGGAGUGAAGGCACGGGAGGAGGAGGAGGAGGGAGUGAAGUCAGCUGACAUAAAUAUCGGCAGGUGGCGGGCGCCUGCAUGCCUGCCAGCUGGGCCGCAGACGCACGCCCGCAAUUAGCUGCAGGCGUCGUGCAGCCGCCCGGAGGAGGGACCCCAGGCCAGCUUCCCCCCCCCCGAGGGCACGGGGCUUUCUGACGGGGAGGAGCCAUCCUUGCAGGAGGGGAAGGCAGGCGUGGUCACUGUGUGGGGAGUGGAAGGCCGGGUUGCCCAGAGGGAUCGUGGCACCCUAAGCCAAGCCCUGAGCCAUGGAGGUGGAGGAGUCCCGCGUCAGGGAGUUGCACGCGGCCUACCUGUGCGUCAAGCCCACCGUUGCGGAGGACCUGGCGAGCCGCGAGGAGUUCAAGCGGGCCCUCCAGUACGCGGGCCACAACCCCACGCCCAGGUUCCUCUCGGAGCACUGGGGGGACGGCCUCACAGAAAGCCUCACCUACGAGAGGUUUUGCAGCAUUGCCGAGAAGCUCCCCGAGACGGUCAUCGACGACGUUGAAACCUUGUUCAUGAAGGUAUUUGGCGUUGCCGAUGGGAAGGUGGGUGAAAAUGACUUCCGCAAACUCCUGAUGACGAACGAGAGCCUGGGUGACCUCAGCGAGGCUGAUCUUGACUACAUCUUGCAGGACGCAAAUGUCAUUGAAAACGGGGUUGUUGAUUGCAGUAAGCUGGGGAAGGUGAUUAUGCACACCAUCAGCGAAAUGAAGCAGAUGAGCCUGCAGAAGCUAGAGGAACGUUCCAACCUCCAGCGCAUCAACUCCAAGACUUUCACGAGGAAGAAGCGCGAGAGGUUCACCGGGCCGGAGGGGAGUCCACGCUCCCUCCACCUAGUCUCGGCUCUUAACGUCGAUGGCUGGAGUGAGUCCAGUCUGAAGGGGUGUUUCUACUUGGACAAGGUGAACAUUCUGGCCCACCAGUAUUCCUUGGAGAUUACCUGCAUGGGGCCGACGGUGGUGAAAAUGACUCCAAAGGUCGGCCCCAAAGAUGCAACGGAUGAGGUGGUGGAUGCCUUGGCGUAUGUGUUUCGGGAAUCGCCAGAAGGAAUGAGGAAUUACGUUGGUUUUACAGAUAAGAGGGACAGUGAUGGCUCCUAUUACUGGCACGAUGUCCUAAAGGAGGGGCGAUACGUCGUGAUUCCCUUUACCAGCGGCUGCCGGCUGCAGGAGAGAACGCACGAGCCAGAGGGACAAAUUGAAUUGGUGGAGAGCAAGGGGAAAGUCACACUCACGCCUGAAUUCAGACUAGUCCUCGAGGAGAUCUUCCACCAAGUUGACCUCGAUGGGAACGGACGACUCAACCGCCAGGAGUUCAAUCUAUACAACUGGAGGACCUCGGGCGAAGAAGUCCAGGAUGACGAGUGGGCGGUGGUGCAGAGCAACUUUGAUGUGGAGGCCGACGAGCUGACGCUCAGUGGAUUCCUUGCCCUGCAUCAGCUGGAGGCAGAGGACAACGGAGGCGACACGGACGAUCUGUGGGUGUCACUCGAGGCCAUGGGGUACAACCGGAUGGGCCAGCAGGACCAGGCAGCUCCGUUUGUGCUGAGUGUCUUUAGCCAAGUGUGUCAGCCCACUCUCUUGGUGUCUGGCCUGAAGAGUGGUGGCCUGCUGCUGGACAAGGCCGUCAUCCGAUCCAUCAUGGAAAAUGCAGAACCCAUCAAGAUCAAAAAUAUGAUAGACCUCAUCAAGUACGAAUUCCUGGGCAAAGAUCGUGGCAGCAUCGUCAUCCAGAAUAAGGCCCACAGCAAGGUCAUGGUCCGUGUGGAUUGUUCCGGCAGCACGAACGUGGCCACGAACAGGCCAAACCUAGACUGGACUGUCGAAGUGGCUGGAAAAUCUGCAAUAAUAGCCCACCAGUUGAUGCCAAAGAAACUUGGAGAGCCUUGGAAUGUGGUUUGUGUUGAAUAUCUCAUUAAAUAGUCUUUGCUAGCAGACUUGGGCAUCUAUUAAAUGCAGCUUUACUUAUGCCUUCAUAUUUUGUUUGUAUGCUUAGCUUAUGCAUUGCUGCAGUAUUACCCAUAACAAUUGUAUACUGCAAGUCCCAUGUCAACUAUUUUUGUAACAAUGCAUAAGAAUGUUAUUUCAUAGUUUUUUCUAUUUGUUAAAUUUAGUAUUCUGAAUAUUCUUUUAUAGUUUUCAAGAUUAACUGCUUCUGACCAUGUUUUUCUUGUGUAUUUUCUCUCGCCACUGUGAUAGAAUAUCUGAAAAAUUUUCUGUGCAAGGUACAGAUUUAUGAGAGCAAAAACAUAUUCUUCAUUUUCAUUCAGAAUUAAUUCUAAUGGAAUAAUAGGAUCUUUAUGGCAUAUGAUACAUUACUUGAUUCCAACCAGUAAGCAUAGACUAUAAGUGAGAGUAGAAUUUGAGAGUUUAUAUAUGAUUAUUCCUUAGACAUGGUAACUUUGUCUAUUUAGAUAGGUCAGAUAUCUAACCUUGUGUGUGUGUGUGUGUGUGUGUGUGUGUGUGUGUGUGUGUGUGUGUGUUUGUGUGUGU